This is a messenger RNA of Porites evermanni, 312 nucleotides long. NCBI's taxonomy places the organism in Eukaryota, Metazoa, Cnidaria, Anthozoa, Scleractinia, Poritidae. The record is from the annotation of a GenBank genome assembly.
AUGAAGUCAAAAUUAAGGAACUUGUGGAUAAAAUAUUGUACCAAGAGGUGUAAAACAGGCGAGGAAACCUUUGGCGCUCCGGAAUUGGCCGAUGGUGCUGAGAACGCGCCAGAAGUUGAGGGUACAUUCCUUAGUGAUGAAUUGGAGAUGGAAAACGCAGCAAAUAUUGAAUUCCAGCGAGCUCACAGAAUAGGAAAGAAGAAGACGGGAGAAACUAGACUGGUUGUUGUUCGCUUUUUGAGAUUUCCAGAACGUGAGCUGGUACUUAGAAGAUGCGCGAGCUGGCGGAUGAUAUUGAAGGUUCACGCGGAU